Molecule: messenger RNA, 1410 nt
Organism: Baudoinia panamericana UAMH 10762
Lineage: Eukaryota; Fungi; Ascomycota; Dothideomycetes; Mycosphaerellales; Teratosphaeriaceae
Exons: 1
Coding region: 71-1144 (357 amino acids)
Source: RefSeq, a predicted model, not a curated record
UUCCAAUCGUCCAAGUGCAUCCUGUUGAUAUAUUUCAUGGCCGACAUUCUUUCUUCUGUAUCCCACUAAUAUGCCUCUCGGAGAAGUACUCGACGACGACUACGUGAUCAAUCUUCUGAAGCAAGAUGCCGAAGGAAAUAAGAAACGCUACGUAACUUCCGGAUUGGGAUCGCUUUUGAGCAACAAGCCGAGAGAUCGGGAUGCGCCGAGACCGAACACGCGGUUUCUGCAUAACAUAGUCAAGGAAGCAGAUCGCCAUAAUGCCGCUUUGAAGGCUAGGGAGGAAGAGGAUGCUCGGGAAAGGUUGCGGCAGCUUAAGCGGCAGGCUGGCCGGGGGAAGCGCGCUCGCGAGGCUGAUGGUCAUGCAGAGGGCGUGAGUAAACGGAGCAAGGGCGGUGAGAGGGAGGGUCGAUGGGCAGCUAUAUUGGGUGGACUUGGCAAGCAGUCCGAUCGUCAAGUUUCGAAGGAAGAGCGCCCGCAUGCUAGACAGUCCAGACGCUCGAAUGCGGCAGUAAGGAUGCCAGAGGCACAAGAAGUCGGUGUUCGCAAGCGCAAACGCUCUGAUGACGAGCUAGAUCGAGGUUUGGCUGUGCGCUCGCGACCGGGUCUCGCCACCGAGCAGAAGAAGUCAAGACCCAAAGCACACUCUGAGCAGUGUGACAGGAGGGUCGACCGCACACGACGCUCCGACAUCCCCAGAAUAGGGGCCAAAGAAUCGAGACGCAGUAUUAGCGAGGAUGAUCGUGACUCUGACCCUUUGGACGAUGUUAUCGGUCCACGGAGAGCGUCUGCAUCACGCGCUCGCGGUCGAGGUGCCGCAUCCGCAAGUAGCUCAGCAAUGGACGCCCAUUUCGAUCCCAGCUACGACCCCAAGUCCGACGUGAGCCUAGAUCGCGACGAGGCUGACGACUGGGAUAUGGCGCUCGAGGCCUUGCGCGACCGUGCGAAGUGGCGGACGCAGGGCGCUGAUCGACUCAAGGCCGCUGGUUUCACUGACGAUGAAGCGAAACGGUGGGAGAAGGGAGGUGAGAGGGAUGCCGAGGACGUGCGGUGGAGGAAGAAGGGCGAAGACAGGGAGUGGGAUCGGGGUAAAGUUUUGGAUGUCGAUGGAGAUGUUAGGACUGAGGCGGAUUGGGCGGCGUAGAGAGCUCUCUUGGUUAUGUUCAGGCGUCGUCUUUGGACAUCCCGUUUACAUCUUGGUUACUCUCGUUGUGGCCUUUGACCGGGUAGCCCAACAGUAGAACCAGCGAAAACAUAUCCAAAGCUACUAUGGUGUGCUCAGGGGAGCGAUCGCUUUAGGACCUGUCUAUUGAUCGUUCAAGAAGGCCUUAAAACUCAUUCAGUGCUACUGUGGAUAUCAAGAAGCAAACACUUUCCAGCAUGCUAGGAACACAUUAGGCGGUUCCCAUC